This is a messenger RNA of Anisakis simplex (herring worm), 360 nucleotides long. NCBI's taxonomy places the organism in Eukaryota, Metazoa, Nematoda, Chromadorea, Rhabditida, Anisakidae. The record is from the annotation of a GenBank genome assembly.
UUGCAGUUAAUCAAAAUAACUGCACUCGGAUUCUAUGGGCCUGCUGCAUAUCUAUCAGACACAUGGAAUCGUCUUGAUUUUUUCAUAGUGUGUGCUGGUUGUGCAGAAUAUUUGCUACAAGAGUACUUGGGUAAUAUUAACUUGACGGCUAUACGAACGUUUCGGGUGUUACGUCCUCUGAGGGCCGUCAAUAGGAUACCGUCAAUGCGUAUUCUUGUGAACCUUUUACUCGAUACAUUACCGAUGUUGGGCAAUGUUUUACUGUUGUGCUUUUUUGUUUUCUUUAUAUUUGGCAUUGUUGGUGUGCAGUUAUGGGCUGGUUUGUUGAGGUUUGUACUUAAGUAUUCUUUUAUAAGUUGA